AUGGCGCCGCGGGCACCACCGUGCAGCCCUUGGCGAUCUCAGCUACAGGAUGCUCCCGGCCGCCAGGCUCCUAGCGGGCCGGCGCAUGGUCCCCCAGGGCCGCAGCUGCGGGAAAGGGAGAUACAGGCUCAGAAGGGUUCUCCCCGGAACCCAAACUUGGGCGAAGUUUCAUCCCCGGCGCAGAGCGAGCUGGCCCCGCGCAGUCCGCGGCGCCAGAGAACCAAGCCCGGGAGUCGCAGCCGCAGCCUGAGCCGGAGCUGCGAGGACGCAGACAAAGCCUGGAGGCUAGGCGCGGCGGUGGCGGCGGAGGUGGUGGUUGAUGUGGCCGCGGCGGCCGCGGGCUCGGGUGCCACUUACCCGGCAGGUGCGCGCCCGGGCGGAGCGGGAACAGAGCGGAUCGAGCCCGAGCCGGGGCCGGGGCCGGGGCCGGGGCUGCGGCCGGGGCCGGAGCCGGAGCCGGAGCCGGGGCAGAGCUGGGCGGGUGGCCGCUGUCUCAGUGCGCCCGCCGCCUCCUCUGCUGCCGUGCCUCGCUGCGCCGCCCGCCGGGAUGCCUACCAGCCCGCCGGAAAGAGGCUCAAGCUGAAAAUAAAGAAGCUAGUGGGCCAGCCCAGCCCACAGGACGGGAGCACCGUGCAGGGAGGACGCGCUGAAAGGCUGUGGGGUGCGCUGAAAUUGCGCCUGUACCGCCUGGCACAGCGCCUGGACCAGAGGGGUUUCAGUCAGCUGCAGGACCCCCCUCCUGGCCAUCCCUCUCCCAGACUCUCAGCUGCCAUUGAUCUCUUCAUCUGCCUCCCAGCUCCCGGCCAGGCCACCCUGUCUGUCUGCCUGGCUCCAUCUCGCGUCUCUGUACAGCACCUCAUCCCUCACCACAGCCCAGAGGCUCCCCCAGGCCUGAGCGCAGCAGUGCCCCUCCUGUCCUCCUUUAGGUCCAUUUCAAGCUUCCCGGAUCCCCUGUUAGUCCCUAGGGCCAAGCAGGUCCCCACCUCAGGGAGGCUGCCUGAGGGCCUCUCCUUGCAGCACAGACAUGACCACGUGGUCACCCUGGAGCCUGCUGCAUGGUCUGGGCUGUCGGACCAGGCCCCUGCUCGGAUCUGGGCUGCCCUCACCCCCAGAGCUGUGGUGGAGCCCCGACGCUCUGUCGGCACCCCAGAUGUCCCCAUCACCCUGUCCUUCCUGCCCAGCCUGAGUGGCAGGGCCUUGGCCACAGGCCACUGUGGUGUGGUCCGGGUGGACAGAGCCCAAACAGAGGAGAGGGGUGGGCUCGUGACCCAGUCAUGGGAACAGGAAAGGGAGGCCAGGAGGCAGGGCAGGAAGGCUCUGUCUUGGUGCCCUGGCCUGGUUCACUUGGCUUUGGCAGAAUCCAAGCAGCUGAGGGACUUAGGUGCCGAAUGGGCAGAAGUGUACUCCCGGAGGAAUUCCGCAGGGGAAGUGUCCUCCGUCAUGAGGGGCUUGCUUUAG
Molecule: messenger RNA, 1458 nt
Organism: Lipotes vexillifer (Yangtze River dolphin)
Lineage: Eukaryota; Metazoa; Chordata; Mammalia; Artiodactyla; Lipotidae
Source: RefSeq, a predicted model, not a curated record